Messenger RNA from Eriocheir sinensis (Chinese mitten crab), 2175 nucleotides. Its product is annotated as V-type proton ATPase subunit D-like. The transcript has 5 exons. NCBI's taxonomy places the organism in Eukaryota, Metazoa, Arthropoda, Malacostraca, Decapoda, Varunidae. Gene Ontology annotation, molecular function: proton-transporting ATPase activity, rotational mechanism. The record is from RefSeq and is a predicted model, not a curated record. The coding region runs from base 115 to 873 and encodes 252 amino acids. Gene Ontology annotation, cellular component: proton-transporting V-type ATPase complex.
UAAAAACGGCGUUAUUAGGGAAAGAUAAGGGCAGGAGGGCGGUCAGCUGAUUCUCGUUCGUAUUGAUCUUGUGACACGGCGGAAGAAAGAUUUUGUAAACAAGGCAGAAGCAAGAUGUCGGGAAAGGACAAGAUUAAUAUUUUCCCCUCCAGAGGAGCCCUGAUGCAGAUGAAGGCUCGUCUGGCGGGGGCUCAGAAGGGCCAUUCACUCUUGAAGAAGAAGGCCGAGGCUUUGCAGAUGCGUUUCCGGCAGGUCCUCGCUAGGAUUGUGGAGACGAAGACCCUGAUGGGAGACCUGAUGAAAGAUGCGGCAUUUUCACUCGCUGAGGCUAAGUUCGCUUCGGGCGGGGACUUCAACCAGGGCGUCCUGCAGAACGUGACCAAGGCGCGCAUCAAGAUCCGCAGCAGGAUGGACAAUGUGGCCGGUACCAACAUCCCCGUGUUUGAGUGCUUCGAGGACGGCGUUGAUACGUACGAGUUGACGGGGCUGUCUCGGGGCGGGCAGCAGAUGGCCAAACUCAAGAUUAACUACAAGAGAGCCAUAGAGUUGCUGGUCCUGUUGGCAUCCCUACAGGUCUCCUUCAUCACCUUGGACAAUGUGCUGAAGAUUACAAACAGGAGGGUGAACGCGAUUGAGCAUGUCAUCAUUCCAAGAUACGAACGCACCCUGGCCUACAUCCUGACCGAGCUUGACGAACUUGAGCGCGAGGAGUUCUACCGCCUCAAGAAGAUCCAGGAGAAGAAGAAGGCCAUCAGGGACAAGGCGGAGGUGGAGCGGCUGCGUCUGAAGGCCAUCGGUGUCGCCAAGGAGCUGGCAGAUGCCGAGGCCGGGAACAUAUUCGACGACAACAAUGAGGAGGAUUUGCUGUUCUGAGGAGGUUCCGAUUCUCUGUUGAUGGUGUUGUAAUAUAUGUGUUAUUUUAAAGGGAGAGAGAGUGUGUUAAGGGUGUGUAUAGAUGAUAGAAGUGGAAAAUAGAUGAGAUAGAGGUGGUGGGAUAUGCAUGUGUUAUUCCAGAGAGAGAGAGAGAAGGAGAAAGGAUGUGUUAGCAAUGAGAAAAGAUACUGAUGAUGGUGUUGUAAUAUAUAUAUAUGUGUUAUUUUAAAGGGAGAGGGAGCGUGUUAAGGGUGUGUAUAGAUGAUAGAAGUGGAAAAUAGAUGAGAUAGAGGUGGUGGGAUAUGCAUGUGUUAUUCCAGAGAGAGAGAGAGAGGAAGAGAGUGUGUGUUAGCAAUGAGAAAAAGAUUAAGCAUCGAGGAAAAUGUAAAUUCUGGGCAUAAAUUGAAGGAAAGUCGCCGAUAAUUGUUGCGAUAUGAAAAAACACGUUACUAAAGGUUGUAAUGUAAAGAAAAGUACUUAAUAAUGACCCUGAUAUGUAGAAAAGAUGUUAAUAUAGAGAUUUUUGAAAGGGGGGAAGAGAGAGAGAGAGAGAGAGAGAGAGAGAGGGGAUGUUAGCUGCUGACAAGAAGUUAGCAAGGAAGAAUAGAUGAAUUAAUAUAGAAGAGUUGGUAACACUGUUUUAUGGGAGAGAGAGGAAGAGAGUAGAGAUUUGAGCAAUGAAUAAUAGAUGAAAUAGUGCGAGCGAGCGAGCGAGAAGUAAAGUAAAGAAAACUAUAAUGGAAUAAACUUAAGAUAGACAAAAAGAUGAAAAAAUAAAUUAGCAAGAUGUAGAAAGAUGAAGAUGUGAAAACAGACCAAAAAAUAUGAAUAAAAAAUAAUUAAAAAAUGGAAUGUGGUAUAAAGAGAGAGAGAGAGAGAGAGAGAGAGAGAGAGAGAGAGAGAGAGAGAGCAGUGUUGUCGCCUAAUGUCCUUGUGGUAUAUAUAAUGUUCGUCUGUGUGUUAUUUUCUGGGUUAGAGAGAAUAUGUAAACCAACCAACACGCACACAUUAUAGAAAGUAGACAUUUUGGGGGGUACUGAAGCAUAGUGGAAUUAGCCUAGUGUUGUGUAUUUCAGUUAGUAUGUUCUCCUUCCAUGAGAUGCAAGUAAUUUUGAAUAAACACAUGUCUUAUAUCUCUCUUAGGGGUUGGUUGGCUACAGCAUUCCACAGUUAGUCUGUUGUGGAGCAUAUUGGUCUUAUCUUGGGUUGUCAGUUGAGAUAACAUUGUUUUUGUUUAUCCCAUCAGAGACUUUUAAAAAUAUGUGUCCACUGUAUAUAGAUUGUAUUAAAGAAUUGUACGGU